AUGCAGGUGAGGCCGCUCCCUGAUCUCGCUCGUGAGCUUCACGCUUCCCAAGUGCGGGUCGUGGUUCGCGCGCUGCAAGAGCUCUGGGUAGAGCACGGCGCUCUCGGUGACUGUUCUGCAACCGCCGAAGAUCUUGCUGCUAUUCUAGUAGAAGAGAUAGGUGCUCGCGAUGUCGAUUUUGAUGUGGAAACGUUGGAAUCAGAGAGCGCUGGUAGCGCGGACGUCGACUCGGACGAGCUGCUCGAGGGCCUUCGCGCGCUCCGCGAAGCCAAACGAAAGGUUGCACUAGCGAAACAAGGGGAAGAGCGUUCCUUAGAAAACGUUGAUGCUGAGCAUUUUUCAGAGCGAGCCGAAGAGCUCGUGGUAUUCCUUCUAAACGAAGUCAGUCGCGAACGUCUUGGUCACUCGCUGGCAAAGAGGAGCGCUUUGGAGACCCAGCGUGCUGAGAGCGGAGUCCCAGCGGACGCGCACCAAACUCACCGGGCAGGCCAUGCGUUCUUCAAUCUUGUCCUAGCUCUCUACACCGCUGUGAUGCUCAGAAGUGAGCGCUCAAAGACGAGGCAUCUCGGCUGUCUGCUGCUCGCACGACUGCCAGUACGGGCAGCAAUGACCGCCCUGGCGCUUGACCGAGGCAAGGUCGUUGCGAUUCUGCUUCGAGAACACAGCUUUCUGCGCAAGGCGGCAGCAAGAGCGUUGAGUACGCUCCUACUGCGGUUCGUGGAUGUCGUGUCUGGCGCAAAUGCGGCAAAGCCUAGUCAGUUCGAGGACGUCGACUCGAUAUGGCUGCGACGAUUGCGCUAUGAUCAACACUUCUUACGGACGCUUGCAACUGUGUUUCGCGGUCUCGUCAUCGCGCUCGAAGACCCAGAUGAUGAGGUCUUCGCCGAAUCCCUCCUCGGACUUGUGCGUUUGUGUCGAGGUCGACCAGAGGGAGCGGAAAGCGCGCGAUCUCCCCUGGGGCUCCAUUGUUUCGAGAUUCUGGAUGCGUCUGGUGCCGCGAUUAUUGCCCGCUUUUAUCAAACAUCGGACCCUGAGCUGAAAAGCACGAUAUUGAGAGAGCUCCCUGGUUUUAUCGCACUGAGCCUUGACCGCCACAAGCAGGGCAGCAAUGCUGCCGGAAAGACAGCACCGCGCGCUGCACCACCACAGACCAAAAGGAAGGUCUCGUGUGCGGUCGAUCCCGGAGCAGGCCCAGCGCCGGAGGCCGACGAUCUCUGGGCGCUAUCUUUCGUGAGAGAGUUCUGCAUGCCCAUGUUGAAGCUGGAGCGGAACCUCGUGCGUCUUGAGGAUGAGGCAGCUGCUGAGACAAACGCGUCGCAUGGCAGCGGAUCCCAGCCCAAAUCGCAUCGCCACACGAAAGCUACGGAACGGAACGAGUCCGUCUGGCGGGCUGUAGUUGUAUUUCUUCUGGAGUUGGCGUGCCUGACUCGCAACAGGGACGUCCAGGAUUUGCUUGCCUCGGAACUUCCAGCAUUGCAGGUAGCACUGUCUCAGCGGGAACUCUCCUCAGGUCUGUCUGCGUACCUUUUUCGCAGUCUGCUUUCGGCGUCGAUGGAGCUCUUGCCUACCCCAGAGGGCCAGUACCGAUUUCUGUUGAAGGAGCUGGAGCUGUGGCCAAGACGACCGCGUUCGUGUCAAACUCGAGCGAAUUUGAUGCUCCUGGUCUCCCUAACCAUGGAUUGCGCCUAUCGCUUUCCCUCUGGGCGCGUUGAAAACGGAGCACCUUUUGGCGCUUCGGCCAGCGCCUUCACGGAUGUACCCAGUAUCUGCCGAGCGCUGUUCCCGCCACUUCGGAGGAACCUCCUGGACAGUCACCUUGUUCGUGAAUCAGACUGGAAUCGUCUCCGGGACACCCUGUUCUGCGCAAUGACCGUGGUUUGCGCGAGACUACAUACUUCGCUCUGCGGUACGGGGCAACAGGCAUUCGAUACCAAUCGGGCACAUACGAACCCUUCAGGUCAACAGGUUGACCUGCUGUCAGAGGCUCGCUGCCAUGAGCUCACCACAACUCUCCAUUUCCUGAGCAAUUUUCGCGAGAUUGUUUUUCGUUACCACGGGCUGAGUGCUCAGUACGGUGAUUUCAUGGCAGCGCUGAUAUGUUUGGCUCUGCAGGCCGUCUUCUACCAGCGCGGCGUGCCGUUGGCGCUCCAGCAAGUCGCCAUUGGCUUCAUGACGGAGACGCUUCGUGACUGCGCAAGGCACGUGGCCUCGCCGACUGCUCUGAAAAUCUUCUCUCGAGGCAUAUGCUGUGCUCUGCCCUUACUGCCACCAUUCGAGGCAGAAAACGAGUUGUAUGAUAUGCUGGUGAUUUUCCUUGAGCAGGCAGUGGCUCGUGCCUCAGCGCUUCCGGUGCAACGUCGAGUCUGGAGAUCGUCGACAGGCGUGCUCCGUUUUGAGACUUGUGCUCCCGUCCGAGCAUGGCAAAGCGCCGAAACUGUCGAAUUAAGCGGUUCCGCCCUGUCUCCCGAUGAAAACAAGACAGGCGCGGGAGACCCACUGCUGCAGAUGCUCCUUGAUGCUGGUCAAAGCCCGCAGAUGCUACUCAGAAAAGCCACAAGCGGCGCAACGGCACCGAAUGCGAACCCUGGUGAGCGCAAAGUGCACGCCGCGCGGCACUCGAUUCCGAGUUUACUGCUUGACUCGGACGAGGAAACAAAUCUCGAGGAGAAGAACCCUGCAGACGAGAGGCAGGUACCGCUGCGUACGCUGAUAUCCGAAGCAGCCCCAAUGCUCUACGACACCCAAACCGGCACCGAAUAUGCGGAAUUCGUACGGCGAACGAACCUCGAGCUCAUCGGAUCUAUUUUCGAGAUGCAGAAGCGCUUUCCGGGAGCGAACUCGCGGGCGCUACGAACGUAUGUGCAGCUAGCUGUACUGCAGAUUGAGCUCUUAGCAGAGAGUCCCAGUCGAGCCUACCGUGAUGACGUUUUUCUUGAUGUGGCCGCAGCAGCUGACAGCCAGUUGCGUUUCCUGCGCAUUGGGGAAUACGCUACCCCUGAAUCCCGGGAUGCACUCCUGCGGCGAGUCGCUACCAAGGAUGACACUCAACUGCAAGCGUUCCUAAUUGUGAAUGGCGGUCAGGCACGUCCGCUUGUCGCAGCGCAUAUCACGGAUGCUGUGGUGGACGUAGUGCGCGCGCUGUUACUCCACGAGCACCUCUUGAUGCAAUGUGUUCCUGAUGCCCUACGCAAGGCGACCGUCUCGGAAGUGAAUGGGCUGGAACGGAGCUGGGUCACGCGCCAGCCGUCCGUCGCUGCGUUUAUAGAACGUUUCCUGGCAUUCGUUUGGCCGCGCGUAUCGACUGGUCCAGCACCAGGGACACCUGCGCCAGCCGUACAACUCUGCGGUGACCAUGGGCCGCUGCGCAUUCAGGCGCACUAUACUCUGGAUCAUCGAGCAGGUCUUGUGCGUUUGGUCCUUGAUGUUGAGUAUCAAGAGGAUGCUUGCGGUUUUGCGGAUAUUCGCAUCGGUUUCUGCGGAGACGGUGAUUCGAGCGAUUCCAGCGACACAGCAUCCUCGGCAAGCGCUGACGCUGUGAAAUCGCCAGCCGACGCUGGCUGGCUGCAGGUCCCCGAACAGUACCAGUAUCGAUUCUUCCUGCGGCAAAGUGCUACGUUGCAGGUGCCGCUUCCCUUGCGCCGUGGUGUCUACUACGUCGAACCGAUUCGGGUUCGAGUCUGGUGGCGUCCGUGUGAUAGCCUCGCGAACAUGUUCGUGACCGAGUCGUCGAAUGGAACGGACGCUGCAGUGCCCGUUGUUGGUGUCGAUGAUUAUCAAACUCGAGCUGCUGCCGCUGUGGCAGUUUGGCAAUGCAGGACAGCGAUGCCGAUGGCGCUCGGUGAAGUACCUGUAACGCCGUCGCGCUUACUCCUGUUUUCUCCAUUGGACACGGGUACGGGUGCGUCGUCCCUUGAGUUUUGCUACGGACUCUGGGAUCGCUGUCCGGCUGGGCGGGCUGCGGCCAUGGCGCCCGCCGAAACCUCUCUGCCAGCAGUGUCGCGCUCCUAUCUAUGGGUCCAUUACCUGCUCAGAUUUCUGGAGACCACCUUCAGUUUCAGAACCAUGGCGAAAGCUCCAGACUCUGAGCCACAAUACGCGGUCUUGUACGCUCGUUCUCGAGUGCACGGGUACAGCGUUCUGAUGCGCCUGGAGGCACCGCUGGACACAGCCUUGCAAGGCACAGGGUCACCGCGCGAUUUAGAGCCCGGGAUGCGACCGUGGAUACUGAUGCAUCUGCGCUCUGAGGAUGCGCUCUUUCUCGACGUAUUCUAUGGUCAUUUGGUGAAUGCGCUACGGCACUGGGAGCUACCUCUCGACGUCCGGGAACACGACGAGCGCUCCAUCAUGAGCUGA
This is a messenger RNA of Cyanidioschyzon merolae strain 10D, 4353 nucleotides long. RefSeq lists its product as hypothetical. The transcript has a single exon. The record is from RefSeq and is a predicted model, not a curated record. NCBI's taxonomy places the organism in Eukaryota, Rhodophyta, Bangiophyceae, Cyanidiales, Cyanidiaceae. Bases 1 to 4353 code for a protein of 1450 amino acids.